AUGGCAAGAAGAAACAAUAAAGUUGCAAAGGGGGAGAAGUCUGCUACUGGGGCCAAUGGCGAUGCACUCCCUACAUUCGACGACAAUGCACUGUCCGCUUUGACAGCGAAGAUUGAAAAAGGAUUUGGAGGGGGAGGGCCAGCAAAAGCAGAUCGAGUGUCGCAUUCCAAAGAGAAGAAAGGAGGAAAAUCGAGCAGUGGACCUGGACCGAAAAAGGAAAAGCUCUCGACGCGAUCGUCGGCAGCUCCAAGAGGGACGAAGCGCGAUGCAAAUGGUAAUGCGAAAGUGGACGGCAAGUCUAGGCCAGGAAAGAAGGCAAAAGAAAAUGGUAGCAAAGAUUCGAGGGCUGUCCUAUUGGAAGAGAUAUUGGCUCUGGGAGGAACUGAGGAAGACUUAGACCUCGUAGCGGACGCUGCUUCUGACGAAGAGGAGGACGUAGUUGGAAAUACUUCGACCGACAAAUCUCUACAGAAAGAACUGGCAAAAUUCGUCGCUGGCCUGGGAAUCGAAGGGCAAGUUGCAGAUGAAGAUGACGGCGCAGAAGAUGACGAAGCAAACCAAGAAGAUGUAAAGAGCGAAGAUGAAAAUGGAUGGGAGGAGGCUUCGGAAGGAGACUCUGCAAGUUCAGACGAUACUGCAGAAGCUGUUCCUGAACUAAAGCGGCCAGCUCCAGCAUCUCAGAACGCGUUCUCGAAGAAUGAUGCAAAUCGCCUAGUCUUUGAAGCUCGUCCUGACUGGCAUGCUACCGAUCUUCCUCCUUUGCCGUCUGAGAAGGUCCCGAACCCAGCUAAAUUCCAAACUGCUAUAUCGAAUCUAAAAGCAUACGCCACUACCCUCUUAGAAGCAGACACAAACUUGUACGCUUCCAAACAUCUUUCAGCUUCUUCGUCACAUCGAUUCUUGUCACAAAUUAUGACUUCCGGUACAUUAUCAGAUAAAGUCUCCGCGUUGACUUUGGUUGUGCAGGAGUCCCCUGUCCACACCACUAAGUCGUUUGAGAAUCUUCUUGUUCUAGCGAAAAAGAGGAGUCGUGCUCAGGCUGUCAGUGCACUUGGAGCUCUAAAGGAUUUGCUAGGAAAUGGUGUUGUUCUACCAGCUGACAGGAGGCUCCGGCUAUUUGCCAAUCAACCAGGACUUCUUGGGACACUACAUGAGGAUACUAUCACAACCUGGGUAGUUGGCCAUCGUCUUCCAGGAAAUAUCAGUAAAGCACAUCUGAUAUCAUGGGCAUAUGAAGACUGGCUGAAAGAUCAAUACUUUGAAAUGCUUAAAAUUCUAGAGGGAUGGUGCAACGAUGAAGUUCUGUAUGCCCGGACGCGAGCUGUUACCUAUGUGUAUGAGUUGUUGAAGGAAAAGCCUGAACAAGAAGCCAAUUUACUCCGUCUCCUGGUUAAUAAACUUGGCGACCCAGACAAGAAAAUCGCCUCGAGAACGUCUUACCUGCUUCUCCAGUUGCAGACUUCACAUCCUUUGAUGAAACCAAUUAUCAUCAAAUCCAUAGAGACGGAGCUUCUACUGAAACCAGGCCAAAGUUCGCAUGCCCGCUACUAUGCCAUCAACACCUUGAAUCAGACGAUUCUAAGAGCCAAUGAAGAGGAGGUCGCUAAGAAGCUCCUAGACAUUUACUUUGAGCUUUUUGUCUCUUUGCUAAAGAAGAAGGAACCGAAGCCAGAGCCUACAGGCCCCUCCAUAAAUCGAAAGGGGCAAGUCCAAGGUGGAGGUGCACCGAUGGGAAAGAAGGCCAAAGCGAAGGCGACGAAAGAAGAAGAAGCAAAACUGGCUAGCCAGGAAACAACUGAGAAGAUGAUUUCCGCCGUUUUGAGCGGUGUUAAUCGAGCCUUUCCAUUCUCAAAAGCAGAUGAUCUAAGUCUCGAGAAGCAUAUGGAUACCCUGUUCAGAAUCACUCAUUCUUCGAAUUUCAACACCAGUGUCCAGGCAUUGAUGUUGAUUGAGCAGUUGGCCACAACAAAGCAUCUCGCUGUCGAGCGAUUCUACCGCACUCUAUAUGAAUCUCUGCUUGACCCAAGACUGAUAACGUCUUCCAAGCAUGCUUUAUACCUCAACUUACUCUUCCGAGCCAUUAGAGCGGACAUCAACAUCAAGCGCGUCAAAGCAUUUACGAAGCGACUGCUUCAAGUCGUUACGCUUCACCAACCUCCAUUCAUCUGUGGUGUAAUCUAUCUCAUACGAGAGCUGGAAACACUUUUCCCAACUCUAAAAACUCUUAUUUCUGAGCCUGAACUGGACGAUGAAGACGAGGAGGAAGUAUUCCGCGAUGUACCAGAAGAAGGUGAAGCGCCCAUUGCCGAGCAACCGAAGAAAUCGAGACUCACUCAGACUUACGAUGGCCGGAAGAGGGAGCCUGAGGACAGCAAUGCUGAUAAAAGCUGCUUAUGGGAAAUUAUACCCUUCCUUGUCCACUUCCAUCCGUCUGUUGCCUUGUUCGCUGGUCGCCUUCUGAACAACCAAGCUAUGCCACCAAAACCUGACCUUGCGUCGCAUACCCUUUCAGCCUUCCUCGAUCGCUUUGUAUAUCGUAACGCAAAAGCUGCAUCGGCUGGUCCACGUGGUAGUUCAAUUAUGCAGCCUCUUUCCGGUGGUGACAGCAAAGCUGUUUUGUUAUCUAACAAAUCCAGCCAUACAACACAACCCCUUAACACGGAAGCUUUCUGGCGCAAGAAAGCCGAAGAUGUGGCUGUCGACGAGGCGUUCUUCCACAAAUACUUCAGUCAAAUCGGCAAGACCAAGCAGGCUCCAUCCAAGAAAAAGGUACCCACUGAAGGGGAGGAUGGAGAAGGUGAGGAUGCAGAUGAAGACGAGAUCUGGCAAGCGCUUGUGGAGUCUAGACCCGAGGUCGAAGGAAACAGCGACGAGUCAGAUAUGGAAAUGUUGGAUCUGGAUGAUUCUGAUAUGGAAAAUGACUCUGAUCUAGAUAUGUCCGAUGGUGGUGUGGAGAUUAACAUGGAUGAUGAUGAAUCUGAUGUGGAAGGCGAGGAAGUGGACGAAGACGAGUUUCCGGGCAGCGAGGUCGGCAGUGAACCUGAGAUACUUGAGGAUGAGGACGAUGAGGACGAGGAUGCACUGUUUGCCAAAGAAUUGAAAAGUGCCCAGCCAGCCGACGAGGACAAGGAUGAAAAGGAGACAAGCAGGAAGCGCAAGCAACGGCUCAAGAAAUUGCCUAUGUUCGCUUCCAUGGAAGAUUAUGCUGCGAUGGUGGACAACGACGAUGAUGAAGAUCAGGGGCUAUAG
Molecule: messenger RNA, 3249 nt
Organism: Glarea lozoyensis ATCC 20868
Lineage: Eukaryota; Fungi; Ascomycota; Leotiomycetes; Helotiales; Helotiaceae
Product: ARM repeat-containing protein
Exons: 3
Coding region: 1-3249 (1082 amino acids)
Cellular component (GO): nucleus
Source: RefSeq, a predicted model, not a curated record